GCGCUGGCGCAGCGAGAACUUUGAGAGGCCCGUGGAUCUCGAGGGCUCUGGGGACGACGACUCCUUCCCUGAUGAUGAGCUGGACGACCUGUACUCGGGGUCGGGCUCAGGCUACUUCGAGCAGGAGUCAGGCAUUGAGACAGCCAUGCGGUUCAGCCCGGACGUGGCCCUGGCAGUGUCCACCACACCUGCUGUGCUGCCCACCACGGACAUCCAGCCUGUGGGCACCCCGUUUGAAGAGCUCCCAUCUGAGAGUCCCACCCCAGAGCCAUCCACUAGCCUUCCAGUGGCGACAGAGGUCCCAGAAGAGCCCAGCCAGAGAGCUACCACCAUCUCCACUCCCACGGCUACCACUGUGGCCACAACCACAGGGGCCCCGACUGUGGCCAUGGUGCCUGCCACAGUGGCCACUGCCACUCCUAGCAUCCCUGCAGCACCUCCUGCCACGGCCACCACCUCUGUCAUAAGGACCACCGGCAUACGCAGGCUUCUGCCUCUUCCACUGACCACGGCAGCCACAGCCCAAGCCACCACCCCAGCGGUGCCCUCACCUCCCACCACGGUGGCUAUCUUGGACACAGAGGCCCCAACACCCAGGCUGGUCAGUACAGCUACCUCCAGGCCAAGGGCCCUUCCCAGGCCAGCUACCACCCAGGAGCCUGACAUCCCUGAGAAGAGCACCCUGCCCCUGGGGACCACUGCCCCCGGACCAACCGAGGUGGCUCAGACCCCAACUCCAGAGUCCUUCCUGACCACGACCCGGGAUGAGCCAGAUGUGCCAGUGAGCGGAGGGCCCAGUGGGGACUUUGAACUGCCAGAGGAAGAGACCACACAGCCAGAUACAGCCAAUGAAGUGGUGGCAGUGGGUGGGGCUGCAGCCAAGCCGUCACCUCCACCUGGGACGCUGCCCAAGGGUGCCCGCCCAGGCCCUGGCCUCCUGGACAAUGCCAUCGACUCGGGCAGCUCGGCGGCUCAGCUGCCACAGAAGAGCAUCCUGGAGCGGAAGGAGGUGCUCGUAGCUGUGAUUGUGGGCGGGGUUGUAGGCGCGCUCUUUGCCGCCUUCCUGGUCACCCUGCUCAUCUACCGCAUGAAGAAGAAAGACGAAGGCAGCUACACGCUGGAGGAGCCCAAGCAGGCAAGCGUCACGUACCAGAAGCCGGACAAACAGGAGGAGUUCUACGCUUAGCGGAGCCACCGUGCCUCCCCGGAGCCUCAGCGCUGCCCCUCCGCCCAGUCCCUGGCCCACUCCAUCAGUCCGGGCCUGGGGCUGGGACUGGGCCUGGGAAGGAGCCUGGCCCCAGUUCAUCUCUGCCCGCUCUCCCUCCCAAGGUCUGCCCAGACUGCCAGCCUCACACAGAUCUUCCCCCAAGGGACGGAGGGUACUGCCACCUGUCCCAGACUGCCCUUAUGAGCUCAUCUCUUGUCUCCCCCGACCAGCUUGGGGCUUCAGGACCUCAUGUCAGAUGGACAAGAGGAAGGAAGCUCCUGAUUGGCUGGUGGAAGAAGGGGUGGGGCUUGAACCCCCAAUCUGGCCCCACAAGGCUGGGGUCUCAUUUUGGGGACAGAGGGGCACUCUGGCUGGUUUCCAGGACAAGCAUUUAUAAGCCUAGCCCUUGAAAUCGUCAAGACACUGCCACCACUCGCUCCUGUCCCAGGGCCCCUCUUCGCCUGGGUGAGAGUGUCCCUUGUCUCCAGCCUGUUUUGUCCUGGCCUCUCUGAGGUUGUGGGGUCACUCUCCCUUUGCCCCCACCCACUCACUGCACAUGCACCUGAAGGUUUUACCUCUUUUCCAGUCUGUCCCUGAGGAAUUGGCUUCCCGAGAGUGCCCUGGCAGCCACUGGUGAGGGGGGCUGGGCUGCUCGGAUCUCCCUCUUGCAAGUGGAUUCUGCACAGACACCAUCUCUCACAGGGUCACACAUAUUAUCACACUCAAAGACAAAAGCACGCAAUGACAAAAUCAUACGAAAUCCUGACCACCCUGCCAAUCUAGAUAUGUCACAGACACAUUUCUUCCAAAGAUGUUCCUUCUCAUGCGUUUCUCACGCACCCCAGAUGCUGAUGACAAUGCAAGUCACAAGUCAUCGUUGCCCAGUGGUGACGGUGUGGCUUGCUUCCCUCAGUCCCUCCCUCUUCCACACACGCACACACUAGCACCACACACGGUGUCUCUCGCUUUCAGGCUCACUGGGGAGGGUGGAAUCAAGCCGGAACAGUCAGCCCAUAUUGGGUCCCCUGAGCUGCCCAGUUACACUCAGCCUCUCACCACAGCGCCCACAUCAACCACGUUGCCACCGACCCUGCCAUAUCAGACACAAUCCCACGUGGAUGCACAGUCUCACCCCACAUAUCCCCACUCACACUGGAGGACAGGUGGGCACUUACCUUUCCCAGAAGAAAGUGUGGUGUGGGGGGACAUUGUCACAAGCCCCCUUAGGGCAUUGCACACCGCUGGCCUGGCCUCACCCCUGCCUGCUUCCCUCCCCUCUGUACCCACAAAGGGGUUGGUUCAGGAGCAGUCACCCACUAGCCGGGAGCCUUGCUGAGGAAGGCAGGUGGUUCCGGGAAUUUGGCCUUGGGCUGGGGAGGGGAUUUGGGUCUCCAGGACCAAAGGACCCAGGUCGGGUGGGGGCACGUGGUCUGGCUCCUGGUCUCCCUGUGUCCCCAUCCUACUCUGAGCUAGGGGCUGACUCUGCCUCCCAGGACACAAGUCUCCAAAGUGCCUGUGAGGGUGGGCCCUGCCGCCUGGGCCCUCUGCACCCUCUACCCUCGGCCUUGCCAGGCCCACCUCAGCCCCAUCCUGGGGUCCUCCUUGGGCCUUUCCCAUGGACACCUGCCCACUUAUUUGGUCAAACAACCUGGCGGUUCUCCUGGCUGCAGCUGAUGGACCUGCAGCUGAAAGCAGCCCAUCCAGCCGCAUUGCCCCAGUGAGGGCUGAGAGCAGGUGGGGUAGGGGUGUCACCUCAGGCCCCAGCCCCCUGCCCCCUUCUUUACCCUUGCAAGUGGGGCCACUUCCAUGGGUGUUUUACAUGUGGGGUCACAAAUCUCCUUUGGGGAGGGUAUGCUCGGUGGGGGCUCUUGGAGCCUAGAGCUAUGGUCUGAGUGGCAGUUGACUGGUGCUUACACCCCCACCCCUCACCCACACCCAGGUUAAAGUCAGGAACCCAGGUUUUAUUUCUGUUCCCUUUUCAAGACGCACUGGCAACAGUGAGGGAUGGGGUUGCCUGAGGUGGUGAGGGUGCGGAUCCACUGGCUUGCACAGCUUGUCUGUUCCACUGUCCUUCCAGGCUGGAGCUCCCUCUUUCAGACCCCAAAGCCCCUCUUGGCAGCGCCUGGAGGCUUGUGAGGAACCCAGUUGGUCCCGGCCUUGGGGGGGGUCAGGAAUGGGGGAGGCAUCCUGGGCCCACGACCUGUUGGAGGUGGCCUGGCCUCAGCCAUCCCUGGACCAGAAGGUCUGGAGGACAGGGGUGGACCAAAGUCCCAGACCCCCUCUCCCUUGUUCCCUGGUGGGCUGCUGUCUCAGGGUAGAGGCUCUGGUGAGAAGGCCUGGGCAGGCCAAGGCUGAGAAACCAGGGGGCAUGGAGCAAAGAGGACCUGAACCCCCGAGUAAGCCCAGGGAUGCUGGGACCAGGGUGGGAGACUGGUGGUGGGGUCGGGGUCUAGCACAGGAUGCAUGACUCGGGUUUAGGCUGGCUGGAGUGGGCUUGGAGUGUCCUGCAUGGAUGGGCCCAGCCUGGCCCCAGCAGGCCUCACCCUUCACAUCUGAGGGCUGGCUUCCAACUUUUAUGACUUAGGGCUUUGUCUCCUGGCAUGGCCUCGUCUCUGUGUCCUUAGCAUUUGCGAGAAGAGGCUGAGGGCCUCGUUCAUGGAGACCUGAACCUGAGACAAAUAAAUACCCAGGUUUAUCUUCAUGAAGUUUAAUGCAAUCUGACAGCUCAAAUCCACUCCGGCCAGCCACAUCGGGCAAGGCAAUCCAAGAGAGAGGUCUGUUCAAAGGACGAACUGGCGCUCUCCUCGGUGCAAUGUGGGUGUGGGGCCUCACCCUGCCUGGUGUGAUGUGUGUAGGGCCUGCGCAGUAGAUACCAAACACCUCAGCACUUCUGGGGAGCAUGUCCUGUGGGCCCUGGCAUUUCCUGGAAGCACAGCCAAUGCCAAAGGAGAGGGCGCUUGUGUGGCUUGAGAACCUCUCUGUGACUUCGGCUGCCGGGGAG
This is a messenger RNA of Hipposideros armiger (great roundleaf bat), 4208 nucleotides long. RefSeq names its product syndecan 3 (gene SDC3). NCBI's taxonomy places the organism in Eukaryota, Metazoa, Chordata, Mammalia, Chiroptera, Hipposideridae. Gene Ontology annotation, cellular component: cell surface; membrane. The record is from RefSeq and is a predicted model, not a curated record. The coding region runs from base 146 to 1186 and encodes 346 amino acids. Gene Ontology annotation, biological process: cell migration. The transcript has 4 exons.